Molecule: messenger RNA, 876 nt
Organism: Didymodactylos carnosus
Lineage: Eukaryota; Metazoa; Rotifera; Eurotatoria; Philodinida; Philodinidae
Source: the annotation of a GenBank genome assembly
AUGUAUACUAAUCACGCCGAUAUUUACGACUUAAUUUAUUCAUUUAAAAACUAUCGAGGAGAAUCUGAAUUAAUUUAUGAUAUAAUUAGGAAAAAUCUUGAUAGAAAUAAUGAUAUUGAUCGUGAAUUAUCAGUAAUUGAGUUAGGCAUUGGUACUGGUAAUCAUAUGUGUCAUUUAUUUGAAUUAUUUGAAAAAUCGAAAGAAUAUGAUCGGUUAAACUUGAUUGGCUUGGAUAAAAGUAGUCAUAUGCUAGAAAUUGCUGAGAAAAAAAUAGCUGAAAAAAUCAAUGAAUCAACUAUGAAAACAGUGUUUAUAACAAAACAAGAUGAUAUGGCUAAUUUUAUAACAAAUGAUGUUCAGCAGCAAUUUGAUAUUGUUCUAUCAUUAUUUGGAUGUUUGGGUUAUUUGAAAAGUACACAAGAAUUAAUACAAACACUUACGAACAUGUUUGUUUUAGUUAGACCGCGAGGUCUAGUUAUUAUUGAACCAUUUAUACAGCCUGAAUUAUUCAAAUAUGGCACGUGUGAUUUAACAACGUAUGAAGAUUCUAAUUAUAAAAUAGCUCGAUUAGGAAAAGUUAGACGCAUGUAUAAAAAUCCUACAACUGAAGAUGAGAAAAAUAGAGUACAGUUAACAGUUAACUAUUCAAUUGGCAAAAUGGAUUUUGGUCAAGAAUUAUUUGUUGAAGAUAAUGUCGAGCCAUUAUUUCAACAAUGGGAAGAAAAACACGAUAUGCUGAUGUUUUCAUCUGAGACAAUUAUUAAUUGUUGUAAACAAGUUGGAUUUAAUAAUAUUCAACUUUUAAAACAAAAUGAAUUACAACAAAUCCUACCCAAUACUACUAUAAGAGAUUUGUAUGUUUUACAGAAAAAUUGA